Molecule: messenger RNA, 2653 nt
Organism: Hylaeus anthracinus
Lineage: Eukaryota; Metazoa; Arthropoda; Insecta; Hymenoptera; Colletidae
Product: putative fatty acyl-CoA reductase CG5065
Exons: 8
Coding region: 1008-2570 (520 amino acids)
Biological process (GO): long-chain fatty-acyl-CoA metabolic process
Cellular component (GO): peroxisome
Molecular function (GO): alcohol-forming very long-chain fatty acyl-CoA reductase (NADP+) activity
Source: RefSeq, a predicted model, not a curated record
GAUCUUUAUGAUUAUGUGAAAACGGGUACUUUUUACUUUGAACGCCUAUAACUCGUGAAUACAUGAUCGUAGAAAAAUUUCAAUGAAUGUUUUGGACAGCUGAGAAACUUUCCUUUAAAAGGCUUUGGUUCCCAAUUUGAUGACAUUUUUUUUUAAUCGCAUAUAAUCCAUUUCAAGAUGACCUAAAAAUUUGCAUAUUUACCACUUUUCAGAAAACAUGACGCCAUUUCAGUAAAAAUCAAGGAAUCAUACAAGUGCCUACAUUAUUUUUGAGUUAAGAGUGCCCAAAAACUCUACAAAAGGCCGAACUCAUCUGAUUUUUGUUACCUUAUGUCCUCGAUGGCGAAACAUGCGACAUGAUCUGAAAACUUGAGAGAUCAUUUGUUUUACAUUACGUUUCCGUCUCAUUCAAAACGACUUUUUGUUCCUGCAGCGUCUUAAUGGUUAUUACGUGUUUUCUUUUCUUUAUUCAGCGUCAUUUUAACGUACAAAAAGAGGAUUUACAAAAUUAAAGAAAAAACUUUGUUCAAUCUCUUUACAAUGACAAAUGCCGGCGGUAUUUAUUCAUUUUUUUCACUUUUGUCAUUUUGUUAUAAAAAAACGCGUGACCAAGACUCGUACUAUGACAACGUCAGGCGAUCAUCGAUCCUUUUUUAAAGUGAGGUCAAAUGCCACCAUGAAUAGAACCGCAAACCACACUUGGCGUAAAGUUUCGUAUAUAAUUUAACAGCUCGAGCUGUUCAAUUCGAGCAACUCAGAUCGAUAUUCUUCUUCGAAGUAAAUAGAUCUAAAAAUCCUUUCUGUUGGACAUUUGUAAAAAUUGCACAAGUUCCUCAUAUCUCAUUGACACGGACAACUUUUAUUUCAAGUAUAAUUUUAAAGGAUCUUGAAACUAUUUAUUUACUCGUCAUAGUGUACUUGCUGUACAAAACAUUUCACCUUCUGAUAUAUAUUUUGACACAUCGUCAAAUAUAGCGGAGAUAUUUUAGAUUUGUGGUUUGCGUUAAAUGUCCUCGAAGAUGGGCACCACAAAUGCACAAACGAAUUCAGAGCACGAAAACAAGGAAACGUUCAAUCACGUAGACUCUAUCGAGGCGUUCUACGCCGAGAAGGUGAUCCUUUUGACCGGUGCUACCGGUUUCUUGGGAAAAGCUCUUUUGGAAAAACUGCUGCGCUCAUGUGCACGCGUGGCCAUGAUAUUUAUACUGCUUCGUCCAAAGCGAGGAAAAACUAUGGAGCAACGACUAAAUCAAAUGAAAGAAAAUUCUGUUUUCGACAGGCUUCGAAUGGAGAAUCCUGGCGCGAUCAAUAAGAUCCACCCCGUGAAGGGCGAUGUGGGAUUACCAAACUUGGGUCUCUCGGCUGAGGACAGAAACAUGUUGAUAAACAGGGUAAACGUAGUUUUCCACAGUGCAGCCACAGUGAGAUUCGACGACCCAUUGAAGGUGGCUGUGAACACGAAUGCAAAGGGGACGGAUCGUGUCAUAGACUUGUGCAAGGAUAUGACAAAUCUGAUCAGUCUUAUUUACGUUAGCACAGCUUACAGUAACGCGAAUCGAUACGACAUCGAGGAAUCGAUUUAUCCAACAAAGCUGAAACCGUCGACGGUAAUCGAUAUGUGCGACAGCCUAGACGACAAAACGCUGAACUUACUCCAGAAGCAGAUUAUAGAGGGGCAUCCCAACACCUACACAUUUACAAAGAAUUUAGCAGAACAAAUAGUAUGGACAAGGGGAGCAGACUUGCCAGUAUCGAUAGUACGACCUAGCAUAGUUUGCGUCACACAUAAAGAACCGUUUCCUGGUUGGCUGGACGGUCCUAGCGGUCUUACAGGCUUAAUAGGAGGAAUUAUCAGAGGUACUGCCAGGGUCAUCAAGUGUGACACGAAACGGACUAUCGAUAUGGUACCUGUCGAUUAUGUUAUCGACACGAUCAUUUGCGCAUCGUGGUUCCGCGCAACGCAACAGAAUAAUUCCAUCAAAAUCUAUAAUUGUACCAAUAAUGCAGACUCCAUAAGCUGGGGAAGCCUAGUCCAACUUAUUUCGAAGUACGCCGUUGAGUCGCCAUCGAAACAUUUAAAGUGGUAUCCAGGCUUGAUAGUGGGCACGAACACGUUUAUGUACAGGUUCAUAACGAUCACGUUACAUUUUUUUCCGGCUGUUAUUAUGGACUUUGUUUCGAGACUUGCAGGUAGCAAACCGAUAAAUAUGAAAACUGCUAAAAAUUUCGACAAGGUGGUGUCAGCCACGCAAUACUUCAGCACAAACGAAUGGAAAUUUCAUAGGAACAAUAUGCACGAACUGACAAAGAAAGUGAAAACGUUGAAGGACUCUAGUAAUUUCAACACUGAUAUGGACAAUCUUGAUUGGAACACUUUUGUUUACAGUUAUCUGUCAGGGAUCAGGAAGUAUAUUUUAAACGAAAAUCUAGAGGCUGCGGAUACGUUUCGAAAACGAUUGAUAAUAUCGCUACUCGUCACGUCUGCUCACUCCGACUACCGCCAAAAGAAAGAUGGCUUCUGCUUGCCUUUCGCGCCACCACUUAGUGAGUCAAGAGUGCUCGGCCAAUGAAAUUUGAGUAUGUAAAUGAAAGGAUACGUGUGAUUGGCUAUCACUUCUUAACAUUAUUUCCGAUCCUUUUGAAGCGAUAUUAA